This is a messenger RNA of Drosophila eugracilis, 5467 nucleotides long. RefSeq names its product alpha-protein kinase 1 (gene pdm3). The record is from RefSeq and is a predicted model, not a curated record. The transcript is spliced from 11 exons. Gene Ontology annotation, molecular function: RNA polymerase II cis-regulatory region sequence-specific DNA binding; DNA-binding transcription factor activity, RNA polymerase II-specific. The coding region runs from base 672 to 4604 and encodes 1310 amino acids. NCBI's taxonomy places the organism in Eukaryota, Metazoa, Arthropoda, Insecta, Diptera, Drosophilidae. Gene Ontology annotation, biological process: regulation of transcription by RNA polymerase II.
GCGAUUGCUGGGGGUCCAAAUUCAAACCAAAGCGCCGCUCGUGCGCCACACGUUCAUUCAGUCGACGGACGACGCUGCGCCUGAAACGUACGACGGCUGAUCUGAACCGGAAUCGAAGCGAAAACGGCCAUAUAAUAAUAAUAAUAAUAAUAUCUUGAACGCCACUCGAGACACUCGUGCAACCAACCAACCAACCAACCAACAAACAAACAAACAAAGUGCAACAUACAAUACACAUGCCACAAGCAAAUAAACUCCGGCGUGUGCCAGCAGUUAACAGCUGUCUUUUCAACAUUUGAACCAUAUCAAAAAAAUAUAUAUAUUAGCAUAUAUAUAUUCCUAGGAAGUUUCGCGAUUUUCAUAUAUAUUUUGGCGCGUUGCGAUCGUCUCUUUGGGAAUCUCAAGCUGUGCGUGGGUGUUAAGCAUCUAACAGAUACUCAUUGCUACUCGUAGAUACUAAUGAAUACUUUGAAUGCAGUGCUAGUUUGUGAUAUGAAUUUACAUAAAUAUACUUAGAAAAAAAAAACAAAGCGACCAUUGGAAAAGUGCUGGGAAAACAGGAUUCAAGUUUAUCAAAUAUCAAAAAGAUCUUCAACGACUUUGGGCAGCUGCUUAAGAAACUCUAAAAAACGGAGUGUGCCCAGGAUGCGAACGGGUCAGUGACACGUGACAUGGCCGAGGGCUGCGAGGACUCUGCCGGUGCCGCUGAAUCCACGACGUCACAGUCACAGUACACAACGCUAGACAAGAUGCUCGGCACGGUGCUGCCAUGUGAGGCGGCAAUUGGGGCGACACCCGGCGGCAGCAGCAGCAGUAGCAGUAACAGCAACAGCAGCAACAUCGGCGGCAACACCAACAGCAACACCAACAACAACAACAAUGCCACCAACAUUGUCAAGCGGGAAUUUUGCGAUGGCAGUCUGAUGCCCGGUGCUGGGGCAAGUGUUAACAAUAAUAAUGCCAACACCACCAACAACAACAAUAACAACAGCAGUAGCAACAACAACAACAACAACAAUAAUAAUACCAAAAUGCAGGCAAUGAUCUGCAACAAAAGCAGCAACAGCAACAGCACCAACAACAACAACAGCAGCAGCUCAUCCUCCUCAUCAUCAUCCUGCUCCUCAUCAUCAUCAUCCUCCAGUUCGGCCACCAGCACCUUGACCAGCUGCACCACCGCCGCCGUGGUGCCCUCAAAUUGCUCCACGAAUGCCAAUAAAUCGCCAGUAUCGCCCUAUUCCCAAAGUCUGGGCAUGGCCAUUGGCAUUGGAGCCGGAGCUGGCGGUAGUAGUCCGCUCCGGGAGGCCAGUCCGCUGCCCAGCAGCCGAUCGCCAAUGAAUGCCAUUGCCAGCUCGAUGAUUGCCGCCGCCAAGUCACCGUGCAGCGGUGCAGCGCCCGCUUCACCGCCAUCGGCCUCCUCCAACAGCUCGUCUCAUGUCCUGGCGCUCAACAUCAAAACCGAGUCGGACUUCGACAAGGAAAUCAGCUGCCACAAAAUCCAUUCGCCCAGCAGCAGCAGCCACGCCCACUCCCUGCACCAUCACCACCACCAUCAUCCCCAUCACAGCAGUCGGAGCAACAAUAACGACGAUGAAAUGGAGAUCACGGAUGGCCAUGCCCUCCUCUCGCCACCGCCCCACUCACACUCCCAUUCCCAUUCCCCCUUCGAUAGCAAAGAUCACGUCAAGGAGCUGGAAUUCUAUAAGAAUUUGGCGGCCAAGGCCGCUUCCCUGGCCAACCAGCACUCCUCGCCGCCCCUGCCCAUGCCACUCCCAUUGCCCAUGCAGAUCGACGGCGAGGAGGACGAGAACGAGGGGGAAGGCGAGGGCGAGGCGGAGGAGCAGGCAGCAGAGGUCAUGCGGCUGCGACGGGAGGAACAGGCCCAGGCCAAGGCGUUUGCGGCCCAUCUGAACGGAACUAUGCAAGACAUGAUAAAUUUGCAAAAAUUACAAAAUUUGGCCACGCUACAACAGCAGCAGCAGCAGCAACAGCAGCAGCAGCAUCCUCAUCCGCAUCAUGGACAUCAGCAUCAUCAUCACCAUCCCGCCACGGCCGCUGCACUGGCAAGUCUUCAAGGAUUAGCCGCCUCGGUGUUCAAUUCGCCGUUGAAUCUCAGCGUGGGUGGUGAGCCAGCAGGAACCACAGGAGCAGCUGGAGGUCCAGCUCCAUCCUCACCCAUUCAUAAUGGUGGCAAGAGCAAGACGGCCAAGGGCGGUAGUUCCGGCAACAACUCCGGCGGAUCGUCUACCAACUCUGGCUCCAACUCCGCCCAACAGCAGCAGCAGCAGCAGCCGGAUAAUCCCAGCAGUAGCAGCUCGCCGCAUCAUCCCCUUAGCGCCUCUUCGCUGGCCAAUGUCCUGGCGGCAGCCACCGCCUCGCCUCCGCCCACUUUACAGGCGCCGCCGGCGAGCGCCCAGAUGCCUCAGCUGAUUCUUGCCUCCGGCCAACUGGUGCAGGGUGUCCAGGGAGCCCAGCUGCUUAUACCCACGGCCCAAGGCAUUGCCGUUCAGACCAUUCUCACCAUUCCGGUGAGUCCGCAGAUCCCCACCACGGAGCAGUUUCUGCCCAAUGCAUUCGGCGCCUUUGCAAGCUACCAGCAACAGCAACAGCAGCAGCAGCAGCAGCAACAUCGUGAGCAGCAACGGGACUUGUUACCACCUUCACUGGCCGCUCUGCAACAUGCCACAGCCCUGCCUCAAUUGGCCCAGACACCCACGAAUUUACUCAAGCCUAAUCUUUUCUCGACGGGCGUGCAGCAGUUACUGACGGCUUUGCAUCCAGAACUCUUUGCUGCAGCAGCUGCCACACAUCAGCAGCAGCAACAGCAACAGCAGCAGCAGGUGCAGCAACAUCAGCGGGAAAGAGAAAGGGAGAGGGAGCGGGAACGAGAACGAGAACGGGAGCAACACCUGGGCAUUGGUCACCUGCCGCACUCCCACCUGGCUGCCGAUCUGCGACGGUCAGCGGAGAGAUCUCCAACGGCUGGUUCGCCCACGGGUGGAAGUCCUGGAUUGCCAACUAAGGGACCACCUCCGCCGCCGCCCGGAGCCGCCUUCCUGCUGCAGCAGCAACUGCACAUCAAGCCCGAGACGCAGACGCACCUGCAUCACCACCUGCAGCCGCAAUCCACUUCGGCGGUUUCCUCCUCGCUGCCUCAAAUCAGCCUGCGACAUCCUGACGAGCUGACUGCUCCGCAGAUGGACAUCAAGCCACUGGAGCUGAGUGCCAGCAACUCGCCACCGGCGCCUCCGCCACGCCAUCAUUUCGGGCACAGUUUGCGAGGAUCUUCAACGGUAUCACCCAAGCACAGUCCGCAGGGUAGGAUGGGAGGAAGUGGUGGAUCCACAAGCACCGGAAUGAAUCUGAGCCAGCAUCACGAGCGCCAUGAACGGUUGGAGCGACUGGAACGCCAGGAGAGGCACGAAAGGCGAUCACACACGCCAACGGCGACUGCUACUAGGGCCAGUGUUUCGUCCAGUUCGGGUGGUGGUCACCAUGGAGGUAAUUUGGCCUCCGGACGACUCUCGCCACCCAAUUCCGCUCCCUCAAGUUCGGCGGCUAACAGCAUCAGCGACAGAGGCUACACUUCCCCGCUGUUCCGCACCCACUCGCCCCAGAGCCACGCCCUCUCACUGGGAGGUUCACCGCGUCUGGAGCGGGAUUAUCUAGGCAAUGGACCCAGUUCCGGAGUGGCCACUUCGACCAGCAGUUGUGGAGCGCCCACGGUAACGGGAUCCAGUGCUUCGGCCAAUGUACUUAGCAGCAUCAACAGACUCAAUGCCUCCAAUGGCGAGCUGACCAUUACGAAAUCCCUGGGAGCACCUACGGCCACGGCAACGAGGGCCUCGUCCGCCUCGCCACGUGAUGAUUCACCUGGUCCAGGCCCCUCCACGUCGAGUAUUUCCCAUAUGCAGCCCCUCAAAUUGAGUCCUUCGUCCAGAAGUGAGCCGCCACACCUGUCGCCCAACGGAAACGACAAUGACAACGACCUGCUCAUGGAUUCACCGAAUGAACCCACCAUCAACCAGGCCACUACCAAUGUGGUGGAUGGCAUCGAUCUGGACGAGAUCAAGGAGUUCGCCAAGGCCUUCAAGCUGAGGCGUCUGUCGCUGGGACUCACCCAAACCCAGGUGGGACAGGCCUUGUCGGUGACCGAGGGACCCGCCUACAGCCAGAGUGCCAUUUGCAGCAGUGCACUCGCUGCGCAGAUGUACGCCGCUCAACUAUCGACGCAGCAGCAGAACAUGUUCGAGAAGCUGGACAUCACACCAAAGAGCGCACAGAAGAUCAAGCCUGUGCUGGAGCGCUGGAUGAAGGAGGCCGAAGAGAGCCACUGGAACCGCUACAAAUCGGGUCAGAACCAUCUCACCGACUAUAUAGGAGUGGAGCCCUCGAAAAAGCGCAAGAGGCGUACAUCCUUUACCCCCCAAGCUCUGGAGCUGCUGAAUGCGCACUUCGAGCGGAAUACGCAUCCUUCGGGCACCGAAAUCACUGGACUAGCUCAUCAGCUGGGCUACGAACGCGAAGUGAUCAGGAUUUGGUUCUGCAACAAGCGGCAGGCUCUGAAGAACACCGUUCGCAUGAUGUCCAAGGGGAUGGUAUAGGGCCAGGGGCCCUUGUAAAUAGCUGGCCCAUGUAUAUAGCUAGGUGUCUAAGUGUAUGUGUGUGGGUGUAUGAGAGAGUGUGUGUGCGUGAGAGAGAGAGAGUUUAUUACAGUGUGAUAGUUGUACAACACCCUAGAGUUUAGCAGUUAGGCCAUGUAAAGUAAUACUGUGUGUCAUAGCAUUUACAAAGGACAUCGGCUUACGCAAGCGAACCACAACAACAGCAACAACAAAACAAAAGAAAACCAGAAACCCAAGACCCAAGAACCCAAUCCAAUUGAAUAUUUAGCCAUCUAAGUAAUUACUUAACACUUAUCAUAUCCCAAAUAGCCUAAAAGUAGUCUAAAGUCCCGAAGGCAGACUUGUGCAGUUUUAGGCCAAAUUUUAUCACAUUGAUGUGCCAUUCCAAAAAGAAAUACGAAAAAAAAAAUAAAAUAAAAUAAAAGGAAAACUAAAAAGCGAAACCAGUUCAUACCACGUAACAAAUUACAUAACUAAAUGUUUAAAAAACCAUUUAAAAACGAAAACUGCAUCAAAAUCUAUGUAUGAAACGCAGUCUAAGGAAAUUCUGUAGAGCAGCUCGUAAGCGAUGAGUAAAAAUAUUUGCAUUUAAUGCGUUGGCUAAACUUGUAUACUGAAAUGAAUCUGAUUUCAACAAUUUAUAAAACAAAUUAUAACCCUAGUAUUUAGCCAGUUCAGACUCGAAAACUAAGAAGAAUUCUAUAUGGUAGCACUCAGAAUGAAAAUGAACAAAAAGCAAGCGAAAGCUAUAAAGACAGCAAGUGUUUAGAUUAAGCAACAUUAUGUAGCAAUUUAAAAAAUUACGAUGGAAAAGAAACGAAAACAAAUAUUUCAACUACGAA